Nanorana parkeri is the source of this 2022-nucleotide messenger RNA. RefSeq names its product synaptotagmin 12 (gene SYT12). Gene Ontology annotation, biological process: regulation of dopamine secretion; regulation of calcium ion-dependent exocytosis; calcium-ion regulated exocytosis. Bases 303 to 1550 code for a protein of 415 amino acids. Gene Ontology annotation, molecular function: calcium ion binding; clathrin binding; phosphatidylserine binding. The transcript has 8 exons. The record is from RefSeq and is a predicted model, not a curated record. Lineage: Eukaryota; Metazoa; Chordata; Amphibia; Anura; Dicroglossidae.
CCCUAUACUAGUAUAUAGAAGGGGAGGGACUCUGCAGUCAGUAGGAGGGCUUGAAUGAAUGCAGUGUGAAGCAUCUUCUCUCUCCAACCUCCCAAAAUAUCCAACCCCAGUGUACUGCUUCCAGUCCUACAGCCAGUGAUGUCCAUACACAGCCUCUGAUCACAUCCUCUGCCUGGCUGGAUCAUCAUGGGUGUAUAUAGGAGGACAGCCUGUCCCCCCCAUACACACUGCCACUAACAAGCCCAAAGCAGCUCUGCACUUCCAUCAUCCCUGCACCAAACUCUCUGAGAGGCAAAACCAAAAUGAAUGCCAUGGAGAGCAGAAUGAUUGACUAUCGUAUUAGUGUCAUCACAAGCCCUCCAGAAUGGGAAAUCGGAAUUUACAUAGCUGGUGCAUUGACACUGCUUGGCGUGGUGGGUUUAUACCUUUGGAAGUUGUAUAAAUCUGGAGAUUAUCCAUCACCUUCUCCAUUCCCCAACUAUGACUAUAGAUAUCUGAAGCAAAAAUAUGGGACAACAUGCUCAGAAGUUAAAAGGAAGAGGACCGUUCACGGGAAUUCUUUCAACAAUGUGGCAAAUCUCAAUGACACCUACGAAAGCAUGAAUGAGUUUGGUCCCAUGGAACUGAUCCACAAGGAGAUGGAGAUGACACCAUAUGGAGUAUUAAGGAAAUCUGUCUCCACAGACUCUCUCAGCUCCAUCUCAUCUAUUGGAAAUAACUUUGGUCAAGACUUUACAGUGGGGCAAGUAGAAGUGACUAUGGAUUACGAUGUGAAUUCCAACAUACUGCAUGUCAUGUUAAUACAAGGAAAAGAUCUAAUGGAGAGGAAAGAGGAUGGAAACUUUGAGUCUUGUUUUGUCCAUAUUAGCCUGUUACCUGAUGAACAAAUUGUUGGAAUUUCAAGGAUACAGAGAAAUGCAUAUUCAGUUUUAUUCGAUGAGAGGUUUUCCAUACCGCUGGAUCCGUUGGCGCUGGAGGAAAACAGCCUGAGGUUCGCUAUUUUUGGAAUCGAUGGAGAUGAAAGGAAUAUUAGUACGGGAGUUGCAGAGCUGAAAUUAUCAGACCUGGAUUUGGCUAUGCGUCCAUUCAAUACCUGGAUAUACCUACAAGAUGUGAAUAAGGCUGCAGAUUCAGUAGGAGAGAUUCUGUUAUCUCUCAGUUACCUUCCAACAGCUGAGCGUCUUACUGUGGUGGUCGUUAAAGGAAAGAACUUGGUGUGGACAGAAGGAAAGACCUCUGCAGAUCCAUUUGUAAAGGUGUACCUGCUGCAAGAAGGCAGGAAGAUCAGCAAGAAAAAGACCGCAGUGAAACGGGACGACAGAAACCCGGUCUUUAAUGAAGCCAUGAUUUUCUCUGUACCAGCCAUAGUACUGCAGGACCUGUCUCUAAGGGUGACAGCGGCAGAAUGCUGUGAUGAUGGCAGAACAGAAAAUACUGGACAUGUGAUCAUCGGACCAACAGUCAGUGGGAUGGGCAUGACCCACUGGAACCAGAUGUUAGCCACCUUAAGAAAGCCAGUGUCUAUGUGGCAUCAGCUACGACGAAACUAACUGCAAAGUCACAUCAGGAUAAGAAGAAUGUUGGUAAUGAUAUUUAAUGUUUUGAACCCAAACAGCAAAGCAUAAACUUCUCAUGACUCUCUGUGAACAUAUUCCUGUACAAAAAUGAUCUGUGUAAAUAACUUGCAUGAGAUUUCUUUCAUAAUAUUUCAGGCUGUAAAUUUUGCGAAGAUUUUAUUAUUAGUUUUGUGAUUUUUCUGUUUCCGACAUAAUUUUAAUUCAGGCUGUAUAUUGCUGAAAGAAUUGCUAACGCUUACAGACUUAUCAGUGUUUGCUUUGCUACACUAGCUACUCUACUGACAAUUAGGAAACAAUUAUAUUUUACUGACAGAGAGUAUAUUUCAAUAUUUAGAGGAUCGUAAAAAAAAUAAAUUGGGGGUUAGCUUGUUAUUAUGUGACAGCUACCUCUAGCCAAAGCCAUAACUGUAUUACCACAGGAGUAUUAAUGCUAACCUUCUAAAUG